This is a messenger RNA of Monomorium pharaonis (pharaoh ant), 2672 nucleotides long. RefSeq names its product lipase 3. Gene Ontology annotation, molecular function: hydrolase activity, acting on ester bonds. Bases 731 to 1966 code for a protein of 411 amino acids. The transcript is spliced from 8 exons. The record is from RefSeq and is a predicted model, not a curated record. Lineage: Eukaryota; Metazoa; Arthropoda; Insecta; Hymenoptera; Formicidae.
ACGAUCUUGAGAUGUCAAUGCUGUUAUUUCAUUGGUUAAGUAAGUCUCAAGUCGGCUCGAAGCUAUACUUGAGACAAUUCUUGAACUUAAGAUCGGUUUAUGAAUUCCGUCCCUAGUCUUCAUAGUUUUCAUCCUCUUCCGAGCCCAAUUAGCAAUAAAUCAAUAUUACAUAUAUGCUGUCAGUCUUAUAUCUAUAAGGUCUACGGGUUUAUGCCAUUUCAUGUGAGGGCCCUAAUUCUUCGAAACAUUUUGAUCGACCAAUCGAAACGAAGAAUUUAACUAAUUGACCAAUCAAAAAAUAUUUUUAAGCAUUUGCAGAAUCAACUGGACCGUAACCUUCAAAUGUACCUACGAUGGUUGCGACGAACUUGUGUUUGUGUUACAUGUGCUCAGCAGAAAUGCCGACAUAUCUUGUGCAUCCUUGACCAAUGUUUAUAUUUUCUUACCAAAACAUCGUAUGUUUGUAUCGAGUUGUGAUAAAUGAAAAUGUUGAUCUUCCAAAAACGUUAAACACGUACGAUAUACAGCUCAAAGAUUGUAAGAAAAUUUCAAAAUAUGUAAAGUGAAAGAAAAAUAGUUCCCUAGAAUCUGCAUGGAGAACAUCGCGAGAAGGAAAGCUUGGUUGUGCGUGUCGUAUUUUUCAUUUUGUAUGUUCGCUGUUAUAUUUUGACGCUUUGAGAGAUCCACGAUAUUCGAUUCAAUUCGAAUCUCUCAGUUGUCGGUUCGUACGAUGCGAUUGAUCAUGAUCGCAUUUCUUGUUCUCUUCUGCAACCUCGCCGCAGCCGUGACACUUGAUGUCUCGCAAGAGCACUUGUUAAGCAUGCUCGUAAAAACGAUGCAAGAGAGCAAAGAACGGCCGAACGGCGCCAAUCCCGACGUCAAUCUUAACACACUGCAGAUGAUAAGAAAAGCGGGUUAUCCUGCGCAGGGCCAUAUUGCACUGACAAAAGAUGGUUAUCUUCUAACACUUCAUCGUAUCUUAGGUGACAAGAAGCCACCUGUGUUAUUGCAGCAUGGUUUAUUAAGUAGCUCCGCUGACUGGGUCAUUCCUGGCAAGAAAAGAGGACUUGCUUUUAUAUUGGCCGAUCAGGGAUAUGAUGUUUGGUUGGGCAAUUUUCGUGGGAAUACUUAUUCGAGGGCGCAUGUUUCUCUAUCUCCAUCGGAUUCAAGAUUUUGGAAUUUCAGUUUCCAUGAAAUGGGCAUCUACGAUCUACCAGCGAUGAUUUCAUAUAUCACGAAUAUGACUUCACAGUCAUUGCAUACGUACAUUGGUCAUUCGAUGGGCGGAACUGCUUCUUAUAUUAUGGCAGCGGAACGUCCGGAUAUUAUUCGAAUGGUACGAGCGAUAAUCAGCCUUGCGCCUGCAGUUUUUAUGGAACACUUGAAAAGUCCAUUACGGUAUUUUGCUCCUUUCGCAAAAGAAUAUCAGAUAAUCGCGCAUUUUUUUGGUGAAGAUGAAUUUCUGCCACAAAACGGUGUGUUGCAUUUUCUAUCAAAAUAUGGCUGCAACGUAGACGAUUUUGGGGAGAAAAUCUGCACUAACGCAAUGUUCCUGAUUUGUGGAUUCGAUAAAGAGCAGUUUGACUACAAUCUGCUACCUACGAUUCUGAGUCACGAUCCGGCUGGCGCAUCGACCAAGACGAUAGUACACUUCAGUCAGGAAAUCAUUUCGGGGAAAUUCCGUCAAUACGAUUACGGAUGCGAGAAAAAUAUGCUGAUCUAUAAUGCAACGGAACCACCUGACUAUAAUCUAGCCAACAUUACUGUGCCGAUCGCGUUGUUCUAUGGUGACAACGACUGGUUGGCCGACAGCCGGGACGUGAAGAAACUUUAUAGUCUACUACCCAACAUAUUGGAUCUGUACAGAGUACCGUUGCCUACAUUCAAUCACGUGGACUUUUUAUGGGGCAAGGAUGCACCUGAACUUGUGUACAGGAGGUUGCUUAAGAUCAUGAAAAAGAUUUGAGAAUCAAUUCAAUAAUAUUAAAUAUCAUGCUAAUAAUAUCAUGAUAAUAAAGAUGAAAGAUGAAUAUGGAAUACUAAAUCUUUUCGGUGCGUCUACACGUGCACUAUCAUCAUAAAUUAAAAGUAAUUUAGUUCAUAGUAUACGAAAUAGUUUUGUGUAGCUAAAUCAGAAUAAUGCAUGUAUCUAAGUGAUCUUUCUGUUAAAUCAAAUUGAUAAUUUUAAAAAGAUGAAUAUAAUUUAUUAUAAAAUGAUUUGCUCUCUUGCUAGUAUAAGGUAGUGAAUAAUAAUUCUUUUUAAUUUUAAAUAAAAUUAAAAGUUUAUUAGAGAAGAAUCAUAAAUUUGGUAUGAGUAUUGUAUUACAGAAUUUGAAAACAAUUCAUGGUGAUAUUUCAUGCGUAGUGACAUUUAAUUAAAUAUUUUUUUCGCGAAAUUAUAUUCAGCGAAUAAUACCGCUAAAUACAAUAUUAACGAUAAGUAACAUAAUUAUCUUGAAAUGUACAGGUAAUGGUACAGAUGUAAAUAUGUAUUGUGAAGACAACAUUUUUGUUUUUCGCCAUAUUCAUAUUUAACAUCUCCGAGAUCGGAAGCCUAAUAUUAGACUUAUAAUUAGAUUUGCCGAAAACAGUAUUUGUUUGCUAAAAUUACUUCUUUUGUUUGAAAUUAUAAUAUUUACAUUUAUUUUGCAAUAAAUUGAUGUUAUUUUGUA